GCGAUGACGCCGCAUCUACAUCGCCAACAGUAAAGUCUUCUGCUAUGCUUCACUUGGCAGCUUAGCGCUCGCUUCUCGGUGGAAAGAUGCAGGGCUUCCAACGGUGUGACAUGGUCAUCCCGCGCGUGGGGCGCCACAUCUCUCCAGCGAAUCGACGGAUGACCUCAACCUCUCGGCACAGGCCUCGAAGCAGCCCGACUCAGCUUUCCUUGCUUCUUCUGCGCGUCUCCCUCUUGUUGCUGUACAUCACGCGUAGCAUCUCGGGGCCUCGCGGUAUGUAUCCACUGGCCACGCCAUUCAUAUAACCACCCGGAGCUUGUUUUAUCGCUCAGCAUUCCCUUUGCGACGUUAGACGCAGGUAGCCGAAGCUCGCGUUUCUUAUCACAAAGUUCACUGCGGCUCCACAACACCACACACGCAGCCCAACAUGUCGGGUGAGCGUUCGACCUCGACGAAUCCACAGGCGGUGCCAUCGUCGCGAGAAUCUCGACGAAGUUCUCCUGAUACGCAGUCUGUUCGUGCAGGCUCUAUCGCGCGACGGGGCUCGCCCGUUCCUUCCCUACCCAACGGCACACCUGCCGUACGCCAAAUACCAACACCCUCCCAGACCCAGACGGCAAACUCGUCGUCAAUACAGACACCCCUGCCUGGACGCGCAGAUCCGCAGUCGUCGCUGCCCGGCCCAGCCGAGUCGAACCUCUCUUCAGCGCUGAAAGAGUCACUGGGCAAUUCACCCCCACGGUUCGGCACACCUCCGAUACGCCCACUGUCCCCCGCUCAAGACGCGCCUCCUCGUGGCCCGCCUAGCAACUACGGUUCCUUUGACGGCCGCGGUCGCUCUCCUGUGCCGUACGAAGACCCCGAGAUCGUGCGCCGGCAUCUGGUAGGUCAUUAUGCCUCACCAAGCAGGUCAAAUCGUGGAAGAAUAGGCGAUGACGAUGCCCAAUCAACUGGGACGAGGCCCGAGGAAGACGAGGAGCAGUUUUCGAGCCUGCAACUCCAGGGCGGCGACAUCACGCGACAAAUUUACAGGUGGAGCGAGCAGCAGGCGGCGGAAGAGCAGGGCAAGUUGCAGCGUAGCAAGAGCUUCCACGGUUCGCGACGUCGGCCUGAAGACGAAGCACUCGACAUUGACUCCAUUCGCCAGCCUGGUGGUUUCAGACGAAACUACUUGCGCAGAGCCGCUGGGAGUCCCUCACCCGGCCCAGGCCCGUCUGGCUAUGGAACAGUCCGACAGGUGCGUCCGCAGCCGCAGGUUUUUACCAGCAACUUCUUGGAGUUCCUCACGUUAUACGGCCACUUCGCCGGUGAAUCUCUCGAAGAAGAUGACGAGGUGUUAGGACCAGACGAAUACUUCUCCUCUGAUGCUCUGGAUUCCGGCGCGCAGAGCGAAGACGAAGACCGCGAGUAUGGCGAAUCGAGCGCACUACUCACCCCCGGCAAGCGAAGAAAGCGCAAAGCGAAGAAGACGGGCACUGGUAGCCCCACAGGUGCAGCCAUGCUGCUCCUCAAGUCGUUUGUUGGCACAGGUGUCUUGUUCCUGCCCCGAGCCUUCCUCAACGGCGGUAUGCUGUUUUCCAAUAUGGUACUCCUCGGUGUCGCGGGUCUCUCAUAUGCCUGCUUUGUCUUGCUUGUCUCUACCCGUCUUGUGGUAGAGCACUCAUUCGGUGACAUGGGUUUUCAUCUCUACGGAAACUGGAUGCGCAACAUGAUCAACUCUUCGCUUGUCAUAUCGCAGAUAGGCUUCUCUUCUGCCUACAUCGUCUUUGUGUCUGAGAACCUGCAAGCCUUCGUCCUUGCGGUUUCCAACUGCAAGACCUUCAUCGACAUCAAGUACAUGAUCAUGAUGCAGAUGGUCAUCUUCUUGCCCUUGUCGCUCUACCGCAACAUCAACAACAUUCAAAAGCUUGCAUUGGUGGCUGAUCUCUUCAUCCUCAUGGGUCUUGUAUAUCUGUACUACUAUGACCUCUUCACCAUCGUCGACCAAGGCGGCGUCUCCGACAUCGUCAACUUCAACGCUAAGGAUUGGACACUCUUCAUCGGUACUGCCAUCUUCACAUUCGAAGGUAUCGGUCUCAUCAUCCCCAUUCAGACCGGUAUGAAAGACCCGAAGAAGUUUCCCAAGGUUCUCGGAGGUGUCAUGAUUAUCAUCACCGUCAUCUUCCUCAGCGCCGGAGCCCUCUCCUACGCAGCGUUUGGAUCCAAGACGAAGACUGUGGUACUUCUCAACAUGCCUCAGGAUAACAGAUUCGUCAAUGGUGUUCAGUUCAUCUACUCGCUCGCCAUUUUGUUGUCUACGCCACUACAGAUCUACCCUGCAAUCGAGAUUACCAGCCAGCAGUUGUUCAGCAGGACGGGCAAGUACAACCCGUACGUCAAGUGGAAGAAGAACUUCUUCCGCUUCUUCAUGGUCUUGGUGUGCGCUUGCCUUGCUUGGGCCGGUGCGGGUGACUUGGACAAGUUUGUCAGUCUGGUAGGAAGCUUUGCCUGCAUUCCGUUGGUCUUCAUUUAUCCUCCCAUGCUCCAUUACCGGGCUGUCGCGCGCACAACCACUGCGCGUGUAUUGGACGUACUGCUUUGCAUCAUCGGUGCAGUUGGCAUGGUAUAUACCACAACUCUCACUGUCCAGAGCUGGAUCCACGGAGGUGCUCCCAAGGCUCCCGGCUACUGUGACAGCCGGUAG
Messenger RNA from Alternaria rosae, 2683 nucleotides. RefSeq names its product amino acid transporter-like protein. The record is from RefSeq and is a predicted model, not a curated record. Lineage: Eukaryota; Fungi; Ascomycota; Dothideomycetes; Pleosporales; Pleosporaceae. Gene Ontology annotation, molecular function: amino acid transmembrane transporter activity. Gene Ontology annotation, biological process: amino acid transmembrane transport. The coding region runs from base 428 to 2683 and encodes 751 amino acids. The transcript is spliced from 2 exons.